Molecule: messenger RNA, 276 nt
Organism: Dracunculus medinensis (Guinea worm)
Lineage: Eukaryota; Metazoa; Nematoda; Chromadorea; Rhabditida; Dracunculidae
Source: the annotation of a GenBank genome assembly
AUGUCUGUGGUAGCAUGUCAACAAACUGGGUAUUAUAUGGAAAAAAAACUGGGCAGCCGCAAAUAUCGUAAAUCAGCAACGGGAUUAUCAUGCCAGCUUCAAAUUCUUUCGAGACCAGAAAAACUUGAAUACGUGCAUGAACAUCCAAACAAUUCCAGUAAAACGCCAACUUCCAGAGAAGGCUACCACUCAACUCGACUUUUGCGACCAUUUGUGAAUUUACAAGUUCAUAAUAUUGUAAUGCAUCCUGAUGGAACAAAGUUGAAUAAAUCAUGA